Acanthosepion pharaonis is the source of this 1245-nucleotide messenger RNA. The record is from the annotation of a GenBank genome assembly. Lineage: Eukaryota; Metazoa; Mollusca; Cephalopoda; Sepiida; Sepiidae.
AUGUAUAGCUCUUCUUUUCUUUUCUUCUUUUUAUAUACGCGUACCUUUCUCGGCUUUUCAAUUCUUUUCGUUUUAUUAUGGCUCUUUCUUUUCUAUUUUGUUUAUUAUUGCUUCCAUCUUUCCUUUAUUUAUUCUUUCAUUAAUUCCCUCCUAACUUUCUUUCAUUUCUUUAUCAUUCCUCCCAGCUACCCUAGCUUAGUGCCAUUAUUAAUUCCUUCCUUCCUUCCUUCCUUCCUUCCUUCCUUUGACACUCAGUCUUCGUUCAUUUUUUGUCCCGUUCCAUUUUGUCUUAGUUGUUUGGUUUCUUCCUUUCAACUCCCACCCUCCUCUUCUCUCCCAUCCUAUUUUCCAUGUCUAAUUUGUUCUUUCUUUCCAUCUCCCUCUCUUACUGUCUUUCAUUUCCUUGCAUCUUUUCAUCCACCCACCCAUCCAUGUAGAUUUUUGCUUUCAUUCAUUCAUACCCUCUACUUUCUUUCUUUAUUUUUUCUUCUUUCUUCCCUCUCCAUUUCUUCCUGCCUUCCUUCCUUCGUUGUCUCUUCCUUCCUUGCUUCCUUUCCCCUUCCUUCCUUCCUUCCUUGCUUGCUAGGUUCCCCCUUCCUAUCUUCCUUCCUUUGUUGUUUCAUUCUGCCUUCCUUCCUUAGUCCCCCCUUCCUUCCUUCUUUCCUUUCUUGUUUAAUUCCGCCUUCCUCCCCGCUUCCUUCCUUCCUUCAUUCAAUCAUUUAUUCAUUAUUUCUUUCUUCCCUUCGUUCCCCCUUCCUGCCUUCCUUUCCUUCAUUCACUCAUUCAUAUUUUUCUUCCUUCCCCCCUUCCCCUUCCUUCCUUCCUUCCUUCCUUCCUUCCUUCCUUCCUUCCUUCCUUCCUUCAUUCAUUCAUUCAUUCUUUCUUUCUUUCUUCCCUUCGGUUCCCCUUCCUUCCUUCCUUCCUUCCUUCCUUCCUUCCUUCUUCCCUUCGUUCCCCCUUCCUUCUUUUUUUGGUUGGUUCCUUUCCUUCCUCCCUCCCUUCCUUCCUUCCAUUCUUCCUUCCUUCCUUCCUUCCUUGCUUCGUUUCCUCUUUCGUCCUUCCUUGCUUGCUUGCUUCGUCCCCACUUCCUUCCUUCCUUCCUUCCUUCAUUCCCCACUUCCUUCCUUUCUUGUUUCAUCCCCCCUUUCUUCCUUAGUUCUCCCUUCCUUCCUUCCUUCCUUCCUUCCUUCCUUCCUUCCUUCCUUCCUUCCUAUUCACCUUUUAUCUCUUUUCAAACGCAGAUAA